This is a messenger RNA of Oryza brachyantha (malo sina), 1579 nucleotides long. RefSeq names its product peptidyl-prolyl cis-trans isomerase CYP37, chloroplastic. Gene Ontology annotation, molecular function: peptidyl-prolyl cis-trans isomerase activity. Bases 78 to 1430 code for a protein of 450 amino acids. Lineage: Eukaryota; Viridiplantae; Streptophyta; Magnoliopsida; Poales; Poaceae. Gene Ontology annotation, biological process: protein peptidyl-prolyl isomerization. The record is from RefSeq and is a predicted model, not a curated record. The transcript is spliced from 12 exons.
CCAUCACCACCACCCUCUCCUCCCCGCGUCUCAACCCACCGGAAAUCCGUUCAAAAGCACCCACACUCCCGCACGCCAUGGCGUCGCGAGCGGCGGCCGCGAUGUUGCUCGCCGGAGCCGUCCCUGUGCCUCCCCGCCCACCCGCAGCCGCAGUGGCAGCCGCCGGCGCCAGGUGCUGCGGGUGGAGGAGGCGACGGCUCGGGCUCCAGCGCGGCGGCAUUCGCGGGAGGGUCUCGUGCUGCUCCUCCUCCCACCGCCGCGCGGCCCCGGACCGCCCCUCCUGCAGCGCGGCUGAGGAGGGAGUAGUGGUGGAGCUGCUCAAGGGCGCGGUCGCGGCGCUCGCCGUCAUCGCCCAGAUUUCCGUGUCGCUCCCGGCGAACGCGAUCCUCUAUUCGCCGGACACGAACGUGCCGAGGACCGGGGAGCUGGCGUUGAGGAGGGCCAUCCCCGCGAAUCCAAACAUGAAGACCAUACAGGAAUCGCUGGAGGACAUCUCCUACUUGUUGAGGAUACCGCAGAGGAAGCCGUAUGGCUCCAUGGAGGGAGACGUCAAAAAGGCCAUGAAGAUAGCAAUGGACAACAAGGAUACGAUUUUGGCUAGUAUACCUGUAGAACUCAAGGAAAAAGGCUCGAAAUUAUAUACUACCUUGCUUGAAGAGAAGGGUGGUUUGCAAACUCUAUUGAAAUAUAUCAAGGAAAAUGAUCCUGAUAAACUUUCGGUCGCACUUGCUUCAUCUCUAGAUACUAUUGCUGAAUUGGAGCUUCUACAGGCUCCAGGUUUAUCCUUCCUCCUACCUGGACAAUAUUUGGAAUAUCCCAGGCUAACAGGAAGAGGAGUUGUUGAAUUCUCAGUUGAGAAAGGUGAUGGUUCAACAUUCUUUCCAACUGCUGGUGGUGAACCAAAAAGUGUUGCUACAAUUCAGAUAGUGGUUGAUGGAUACUCUGCCCCACUGACUGCUGGAAACUUUGCGAAAUUGGUGUUGGAUGGGGCAUAUGAUGGGGUAACACUGAAAUGUGCAAGUCAGGCAAUUAUUGCAGAUAAUGAGACUGGUAAGAAAGGCUACACUGUUCCAUUAGAGGUCAUGCCUGCUGGACAGUUUGAACCGCUAUACAGAACUCCACUAAGUAUCCAGGAUGGAGAAUUGCCAGUCCUUCCAUUGUCUGUAUAUGGUGCAGUUGCUAUGGCACAUAGUGUUGAUUCUGAUGAAUAUUCGUCACCAACCCAAUUCUUCUUCUACCUUUAUGACAAGAGAAAUUCUGGUUUAGGAGGAAUAUCUUUUGAUGAAGGACAAUUUUCAGUUUUUGGGUAUACUACAGAUGGAAGAGAAGUUCUUUCACAGAUUAAAACUGGAGAUAUAAUUCGUUCUGCCAAGCUUGUACAAGGCAGAGAGCGCCUUGUACUGCCCCCAACAGCGCCGGCAGAGAGCUGAUGGUGAUACAAUACAACGGCAAGCUUUGCAAACCGGAAACAUUCUUUCAUUGCUCAGGAGACUUAAAAUGUUUACGGCAUAUAAAAUAUGUAAACCUGACUGAGCAGCUCAUCAAAUUUAUAUAUAUAUAGAAGCAAUGCAAAUUUUCA